Messenger RNA from Notolabrus celidotus (New Zealand spotty), 2032 nucleotides. Its product is annotated as somatostatin receptor type 2-like. Bases 1 to 1146 code for a protein of 381 amino acids. Gene Ontology annotation, biological process: cellular response to estradiol stimulus; neuropeptide signaling pathway; cellular response to glucocorticoid stimulus. The record is from RefSeq and is a predicted model, not a curated record. Gene Ontology annotation, molecular function: neuropeptide binding; somatostatin receptor activity. The transcript has 3 exons. Gene Ontology annotation, cellular component: membrane; neuron projection. NCBI's taxonomy places the organism in Eukaryota, Metazoa, Chordata, Actinopteri, Labriformes, Labridae.
AUGGCCUUGGAUCAGUGGUCUUUCCUCCUAACGCCCCCCAACGUCUCCUACCCCGAGCCUCUCCUGGAUGACGGCUUCACCAAGGAGAAUGAGUCAGACCUGGGCCUCAAUAUCACAGAGACCAGGGAGCGUCACCAGGACAAGACCAGCUCCGUCGUCAUCACCCUCAUCUACUUCGCCGUCUGUGCAGUGGGGCUGUGCGGCAACACCUUGGUGAUCUAUGUCAUCUUGCGCUACGCCAAAAUGAAGACGGUGACCAACAUCUACAUCCUGAACCUGGCAGUGGCAGACGUUCUGUGCAUGAUGAGCCUGCCGUUCAUCGCCCUGCAGCUGGCGCUGGUGCGCUGGCCUUUUGGAGAGGUGCUGUGCAGGAUCAUCAUGACUGUGGACUCUCUCAAUCAGUUCACCAGCAUCUUCAGUCUCAUGGUGAUGAGCAUUGAUCGGUACCUGGCUGUGGUCCACCCUAUUAAAUCCACUAAAUGGCGGAAGCCUCUCAUAGCCAAGCUAAUCAGCCUGACAGUGUGGGGCGUGUCGCUGUUAGUCAUCCUGCCAACUAUGAUCUUCAGUGGCCUGGACAAGGUGCCGGUCUGUGGGAUCUUGUGGCCAGAGCCCCAGGACGUCUACUACAAAGCCUUCAUAUUCUACACCUUCCUGGUUGGAUUCUUUCUGCCUCUGACGGUGAUCUGUCUGUGCUACCUGCUCAUUAUAGUCAAGGUGAAGUCUUCUGGCCUGCGAGUAGGUUCCACCAAGCGCAAGCAUUCAGAGCGCAAGGUGACCCGGAUGGUUUCCAUCGUGGUGGUGGUGUUCGUCCUCUGCUGGCUGCCUUUCUACCUUUUCAACGUUACCUCGGUCACCAGCUCCAUUGACGCCACCUCUGCCGUGAAGAGCACCUUCGACUUUGUGGUGGUGCUGGGCUACACCAACAGCUGCGCCAACCCCAUCCUGUACGCCUUCCUGUCGGAUAACUUCAAGAAGAGCUUUCAGAACGUCCUGUCCCUGAAGAAGGUGGCGGGUCUGGAUGAGAUCGAGCGCAGUGACAGCAGGGCGGACAGGAGCAGGAUGGUGAAUGAUGCAGCCGUCACCAACGCCAACCUGGAGACUCACAAUGCUGCCUUGCUGAACGGGGAGCUACAGACCAGCAUCUGACUGUGACCCCCGUCACAGACAGCAGUGAUGCUGAGGGCUUUGAUUUGGCCCUGGUGACCCAUGUUACAUGUGUGGAGUCAGAGGCAUGAUGUAACAGCUGCUGCUCAUGAACGCUGACACGUGAACAAAGUCCAAUCCAUCAAGAGUGUUUUCAAAGGUUAGGCAAGGUACACUGAUAUUUAAGUUAUUGAGCCAGCUUGAACUUGUGAGUCCAAGAAAAAUCUCUGUAGUGAUGUUGAAAUCAAAUAAAUACCUAAACAUGUUCAUGCUGUUCUGCUUGAGGUUUUUAUGGAGUUGUUAAAAGUGGUGCAGCUUUGUUUGGUCUCGUGCAGCAUGGCUCUGCUCUCAUCGACUUCUGAAAAACAGAUAUUCUUCUUCUCUUUCUCCAACAGACAUCUCUGCAGAGGAUUGAUCAUAAACUCUAUCAUGAAAUACAGAUUAUUGAUCAAGUGACUGUUCAAGCAGCUCAAUUUGAAACUCUUGGUGUUGUGUCAGCCUCGUGGUUGAGUUCUGUGUAUAUCUCUGUGUCCUGACUAAACGCUGUAUAACUAUGAUUGUUGAUUCUAUGAUAAACUGUGAUGAAUCAAAGACGCCUCUGACAUGGACUUCAGUAUAGUUCUAGUCUUCUAAAUGUUUGCACCGUUUGUAAAGAGCUCUCUGUAACGUGUAAUGUGCUUUAAAGAUGUUUUACUGAGUCUCUUUUAUAAACGUGGUUUCCACCUUUGGCUGCACGUUUGUUUGAAGUGUCAGAACAAAGCACACAAAGACAAAGCCUGAGCAAUCAUACUGUGUGUAUAAGCUGUAUAAGCAAUGUAUAUCACUGAAGUUCAACAUGUGUUUGUUUUAUUUUCUGCUGUUCCAUAAAGUUGAGAUUUUUGGACGGUCA